Hypomesus transpacificus is the source of this 1729-nucleotide messenger RNA. RefSeq lists its product as uncharacterized. Bases 645 to 1274 code for a protein of 209 amino acids. The transcript has 3 exons. Gene Ontology annotation, cellular component: membrane. NCBI's taxonomy places the organism in Eukaryota, Metazoa, Chordata, Actinopteri, Osmeriformes, Osmeridae. The record is from RefSeq and is a predicted model, not a curated record.
UGGCUGGCUCAUGCCAUCCACACAAUGCCCACCCUAUUGAUUGAAGUGUACACCAUCAACAAGAAAUAAGAUUAGGGGUAAAUGCUCUCAACAAUGAGUCUAAUCUGAAAUGGGUCUAUUGGCCCUUAAAAAAAGAUUUGCAGUUGGGAUGCUUGCCGAUUUUGUUCGCUGCUCCUCAGCAAAACAUCUUCACAAUGACUACCAUUCACUGCCAUGCCUUACAGUGUAUCCCAUAAUAGGAGCAAGGGUCUGGCUUACUAUUGUGUGUCUGGUCUCUGUGUGCUGUGUUUGUUUAUUUCAGUAGGAGGGAGAAUUGAAGAGUGCACACCCAGACAGAUGAUGGGCAUUGAGUGGAGGACUUUCAGUUGGGAUACUAUAAGGACAGAGACAGGAUUCUGAAGCCGAAAUUGUAUGUGACAAACAUCUGUGCUACAAAUAAGCAAAUAAGGUUCAAGCAGCCCCAAAAUAACCUGACUCAAGAGACCAGGAGGACAGCACAGGAAGUGUGUCUGCCAAGCAGCUCAAGAGUGACUUCAGUCAGAAGUGUCACUCACUGGUCCUCACAUUAAACAGGUCCGAUUAAGACUUCAAACUUCUAUCCUUCACUCACGCCCAGCAAUCCACCACUUCAUAUAAAAGGUACGAUGGAAGGUUCCAAAUUAGCUCUCUACGUCUUCCUUUUGGUACUAAGCUUCCGCAAAGCCCACUUGUCAGCAAACGUUACCACACCAAUGAACAAAACGGAAGCACCAGAAAGUUCUUCUACAUCAGCCCAGUACGAAACCCUGCCAUCAACAGACACCCCGACUAAUGUCACCGGCCCAGGCUGCUUGAUCGAACCCCAUAUUGGUAUCAUUGCUGUGGCCUCAGCUGGAGGUCUGAUCCUCUGCUUGCUGGUCUCUACUCUGGUGCUAGCCUGCCAGGUGUGCCGUCUGCAGAGACGAGUGCAAGCUCCGCGGCCGUCACGCAGCAAUGCUGACCUGGUGAGCGAUGCGGGCUACUGGGGCAGGGAUUUUGAAGAGGAGGGGGGGGUAGAGGGGCCCUGCGACACCAGCGUCAUGUUGCAGGAGGUGAAAGAGGACAGAAAGACGGUGGAGGAAGAAAAAAACGAGAGAGAAAAUAAAGAGGACGAGGGAGAGGCAAGGCCAGCCACUAAGAUAACAAAUGUGGAUUCUGGACAUGGGGAAAUGGCUAUGCAGAUGCAGAGCUCCAGCUCUAGGAAUUCUUGUUUGGAGGUCCCUGAAAAUCUGGAGGACAUGCCGCUAGUGGUGUGAGAGGGCAUCAGUACUCCUUGAGCUGAGAUGAAGACCUAUAAAAAAAAUUGUAAUCUGCAGCAAACAGUUUAGCCCAGCUUGCUACAUGGCAAAGUGUCCAGUAUCCAGUAUUUUUAGCAUGAUAUGAUACUUUCAAGGGUCUUUCAUCGUAGUAUGAGCUUCUUAUGUUUUUUUUGUUGAAAAUGUAAUUAACAUGUAACCUGCUUUGAAACCAUUUCGUAGUUAGUCUCUCUUUUAAAAUCAUAAAGGUCAGUAGAAAGGGCGAUAGACUUGACAGGGUGGUGGGGAACUAGAUUUGAAUCAAGUGAAUAGAGCAUCUCUGCCAACUGCACAAGUUAAUUACCCUUGCUGCUAAGGUUCAGGAUCUUAAAAGGAGGUGAGUGACUUGUCAUAUGGGUACGCCCAGGCAAUUUAAACAUCAUAGCUUUAAAAACUAUGGAUAUUUGAUUAACAAA